Messenger RNA from Neurospora tetrasperma FGSC 2508, 2682 nucleotides. RefSeq lists its product as uncharacterized. Gene Ontology annotation, cellular component: cytoplasm. The record is from RefSeq and is a predicted model, not a curated record. NCBI's taxonomy places the organism in Eukaryota, Fungi, Ascomycota, Sordariomycetes, Sordariales, Sordariaceae. The transcript has 4 exons. Bases 1 to 2484 code for a protein of 827 amino acids.
AUGCGGUUGGCGUGGUACGCAGGGUGCUCGACGGCCCUGGCGGCCUCGGUCAUCCUUUCGGCGUUCCAUCAGCGAGCUAACUUCUACUCUGCGGUUGUCCAUCUGGGCCAGAGCAGCCUCUCUCUCGUGGUCCUCGUGAACCUAAUCUUCGUCCUCUAUGGAGCCUUCAUGUACGGCCUCCAGCGCCUCUGCUUCGGCCCCCUCCGCCCCGUCGAGAUCGAGCAAUUGUACGAACGCGCCUGGUUUGCCGUCACCGAGACAUGUCUGGCCAUGACCAUCUUCCGCGAAGAGGUCGGCCCCUUCUUCCUGUGCAUGUUCACGGCCCUUGUCACGGGCAAAGUAUGGGGCUGGAUAGGCGAAGGCCGCGUCGAGGUCUUUGAGCAACAGCCGCCCGCCAACCCACGACUGUUCCACACCCGCUUGUCCGUCUCGCUGCUCCUUAGCGUGGCCUACAAUGUCUGGAUGCUCAAGUACUGCAUCGAUACCGUGGUCCAGCAGGCGCGUCCUACCAUGAUGGUCAUGUUCCUGUUCGAGUUCGCGAUCCAGACGGUGACUUCGAGCCAGACGGCCAUCAGGUAUCUGUUUUCCAUGUGGGAGCAGCAUAUCACGCGGGUGCAGACGAGAAAUGGGUUGGAGCAGAGGAGACGGCAGAUCAGAGAGCGCAGGGCCGAGAUUCUGAGGCGCAGAGAGCAGGGUGAUGCCGAGGCGGAGAAUGAGGAGUUGCCGAGCGAGGAUGAUGUGGAAGAGAUGGAUAUCGAGGUUCCUGGCUGGGAUGCCAAGGGACUCUACAUCUUGUCGUUGGAUUUGGUUUCUGACUUCCUCAAGCUCUGCAUCUACACGGCAUUCUUCGGCGUCCUCAUAACCUUCUAUGGGUUACCCAUUCACAUCAUCAGAGACUGGUUUAUGACGACGAGGUCGUUUAUCAGGCGACUCAACGCCCUACUUCGCUACCGCCAGGCUACUCGGGACAUGGAUCAAUAUGCCGACGCUACUGAGCAAGAUCUCGGACAAGACGACACCUGCAUUAUUUGCCGAGAAGAAAUGCGCCCUUGGGACCCCCAGGACCCUGUUCGUCUCGAGCGUACUCGUGCCAAGAAGCUGCCCUGUGGCCAUAUUUUACACCAAGGAUGUCUCAAAAGCUGGCUGGAACGCCAGCAAGUGUGCCCGACCUGCCGACGACCGGUUUCUAGGGAAGGUCAGCAACCGAACCGAAAUGCGCAGGGAGGAGACUUUAAUGGACUCAACCAUCCGGCCGCACAGAAUCAGCAACCUCAACAACAGAUUAACGGUCAAGCGCCCGCUAACCAGGAUCCGAAUGGCCUGCUGCCAGGCAACCAAAGAAACCACCAGAAUAACGGAGUUAGAAUGUUCAACUUGGGUCCUAUCAGGUUAGGCUUUGCCCAAGGCCAGGACAUUCAAGAGAUGGCUAGGAGAAUGGGUAUCCCGGAGGAUAUGGCUAAUGGCCAUCAACCCUUGAAUGCGCAGGCACCACCACCAGCACAACAACCUGUCCAUGGACAUGGUGCUACUGGCAUGGAGCAAAUUCAGGCGCAGCUGGUGGAAGUCGGGCAGCGUCUGGAUCAGGAAUUGAGGGAAUUGAGCGCCACGAUAGGACAGUUCCGCUCGUUGCAGAACAUCGCUACAGAGCUGGCUCGGGUACGCCACGCUCAACAAGCGCAAGCUCUGGGGGUUACACUUCCUCAUGAGCCAGUACAGAUCCCACCAUUCCCACAAAAUAUCACUAGACAUGGCGCUGCGGACUGGGGCACGGCCAUUCCAGCUGGAAGUCCCGACUUGCCCGAAGGAGUGGUGAUCCCUGAGGGGUGGUCGCUGCUUCCUUUGGAGCGAUUGGAUGGUGGUGCUGUGGCUCCGGGACAGAAUUCCGGUCAGGUCGGUCAAGCUGGUCAGCAAGGGGACAGUAAUACAGCAACGCCAGGCACAGCAACAGCCGGGCCGGUGCCUGAGCAGCGCACAGUUGUGGGACCAAGGUCCGAUAAUACAGCUCAAAAUAGAGCCCAAAAUCAAGCCCAGGGAAAUACAGCCCCCAGUCUUCUAACCACUACACCAACCAGCCGACCCAUCACCCCCACAACUCCGGCAACUCCCAUGAGUCCUGCCGAACAGCAGCAACCGGCCACCAACACUUCAUCACCAAAACCUGCCGGGACUGUAGAGACGCAAGCUCCGCGUUCAUCAGAACCAUCAACAUCAUCUACUCAACCACAAAGUAGACUCCAAAAUCCAGUAACGAUAACGCCGGACGUGAAUACUGGGCCCUUGGGAGGGAUGAGCGCAGGCUGGAGCUUCAACAACGUUCCACCGGCUCCGCAGCCAGAGGCAUCCCAGCCCAGUAAAAAAGAGGAGGAAGAUGCUGAAGCUGACGGCCAUUUGUCUAUUGACGUAAGUGAAGGUUAUAGACCGAGGCCCAGGCCUGCUCCCGCUGCGGUUGAGGAUGCUGAGGACGAGGAGGAUUCCAGGAGCUGAGGGCCACAAAGAUGAGAUGACUUGAUGAUAUCCUCAAUGGCGUUUGGGGGAAACUUCCCACAUCCGUUUGGGCCCAAGAUAACGGCUGGUAGAGCGUUCAAUGGUGGCAGCGGUAUUGUGGACGUGGUCUUUCUCUAGUCGGUUAUACCUCUAGUUCCAGCGAUGUAAAUUUAUAAAUCAUAGUUUAUUGUUUUCCCU